Gamsiella multidivaricata is the source of this 3208-nucleotide messenger RNA. RefSeq names its product Phosphatidylinositolglycan class N-domain-containing protein. NCBI's taxonomy places the organism in Eukaryota, Fungi, Mortierellomycota, Mortierellomycetes, Mortierellales, Mortierellaceae. Gene Ontology annotation, molecular function: mannose-ethanolamine phosphotransferase activity. Bases 125 to 3106 code for a protein of 993 amino acids. The record is from RefSeq and is a predicted model, not a curated record. Gene Ontology annotation, biological process: GPI anchor biosynthetic process. Gene Ontology annotation, cellular component: endoplasmic reticulum membrane. The transcript is spliced from 13 exons.
AUCGCACACUCGAAUUCAUCCACUCACUCCUCCCCUCCACUCCGCCAUCACUUUGCACUCCUUCCCUUCCUUACACCGAACCUCGUUGCGAUCUCGACCUGACCCGACCUGAACUUCAACAACCAUGGCACUCCUGCCCUCAAAGCUCACCAGCGCAUGGCUGCUCAUCCUUGGAGUUCUCUUCCAUGUCACCUAUAUCUGCUCCAUCUUUGACAUCUACUUCACCUCCCCUCUGGUCCAUGGCAUGGACCAGCAUCGCGUCAACCAGCCUGCCCCUGCAAAGCGUCUUGUUCUCUUUGUCGCCGAUGGUCUUCGCGCGGACAAACUUUACCAGUUCCAUCCAGAUCCAGAGACGAGCGAGCUAGUGACAAAAGCCCCCUUCCUGCGACAUAUCAUUGAGAACGAGGGUACAUGGGGCGUGUCCCAUACGCGUGUCCCCACAGAGUCGCGUCCUGGUCACGUCGCCAUCAUUGCCGGUUUCUACGAGGAUGUCAGUGCGGUUACUAAAGGCUGGCAGAUGAACCCAGUUAACUUUGAUUCGGUUUUUAAUCAGAGCGAACACACCUGGUCAUUUGGAUCGCCCGAUAUUCUACCCAUGUUUGCCCAUGGAGCAUCCGAUCCAGACAGAAUCGACACCAUCAUGUACCCAGCAGAGCACGAAGACUUUGGCGCAGGCGAUGCUAGCGUCCUGGAUACCUGGGUCUUUGAAAAGUUCACCCAAUUGUUCGAGCAGGCAGCCACGGAUGCGGAACUGCGCAAGAAGCUGCACUCGGACAAAAUUGUGUUCUUCCUGCAUCUCCUCGGUCUGGACACAAAUGGCCACUCUCACCUCCCCACUUCGGAGUUCUACAUCAACAACAUCAAAAUCGUGGAUGAGGGCAUCAAAAAAGUCACGGAGCAGUUGCGCGACUUCUAUGGCGACGAUGGCAAAACUGCCUAUGUGUUCACUGCUGACCAUGGCAUGGGCAACCGCGGUGCCCACGGAGAUGGCCAUCCUGACAACACUAGGACGCCCAUUGUCGCCUGGGGAGCGGGAAUUCAAGGCCCUAACAAGAUCAACCCUCAGGGCCACGACGAGUUCUCUGCGGACUGGAGUUUGGAUGGGUACAGCAGAAACGACGUGAAGCAGGCAGAUAUUGCACCCCUCAUGGCCUCACUCAUUGGAAUCAACUAUCCUGUCAAUUCUGUUGGAGAGCUCCCCUUACCUUAUCUGGACGCGUCUGAUUCGUUCAGAGCAGCGUCCACGUUCACGAAUACCCUUCAAAUUCUGGAACAGUACCAUGUCAAGCAGGAGCAAAAGCGCCGCACGGAGAUCUUUUUCAAGCCGUUCCCUGGACUGACUGGCGAGCAUUCGCCCGAGGCUGUCAAGGCGCAGGUGCAGGCCCUUAUCGAUAAUGGGAAGUACAAAGAGGCUGAGGCCGAGUGUGCGGUUGUCCGUAACCUCUGCCUGGAGGGUCUUCGUUAUCUUCAGACUUACGACUGGCUGUUCCUUCGCUCAGUUGUAUCUGCAGGAUAUCUUGGGUGGAUCGUCUUCAGCUUGAACUUCAUCCUCAGGACAUUUGUUAGCGCCAGCGAUUCCCGCGCAUUGGGAUCUACCAGAACCCAAAGAGCCAACAGGCAUGUUGCAUCGCCGGAUGAAAACCAGUUGAUCGACAUCUUAGCAAUAGUUGUUUUUGUAGUUUUCGCCAUCGUUCUCAUCAUCAAGCAAUCGCCAGCAUUGUACUAUGCCUAUGUGGCAUUUCCCGUCUACUUCUGGAGUCGCGUGUUGGUGGACCGUAAUGAGCUCCUGGCAGCUAUUUCCAAGACCACCCAGGAUUAUGGAUGGAUCAAGACUCUCGGCUCCGUGUUGGGAUACAUCAUCGCUCUAGAGAUCUUGGUCUAUAGUUACUUUAACAGAGCGAUUCUGUCAGUAUGCUUCCUGUUUUUGGCUCUUUGGCCUGUCUUUUUGCCUGGCAGCAUCCAGCGCAACAACACGGUUCUCAUGGCAUCAUGGUCGCUCUCAUGCUUGGGAACAAGCAUCUUUACUCUUCUUCCCGUAGAAAUGGGCGAGGACAAAGCUCUGAUUAUUGCAGGAGGUUUGCUUCUGACUGUCAGUGGAGUUUUCGCAGUGCUGAUUGUCCCUGGCGCGACCGCCGGGACCGACACGGAGCAGCAGGAUGGUGGCAAAACCGCCAAAUCUGUCAUGAUGUUCCAGACUGGUCUUAUUGCUUUCUCGACAAUCAUUGUAAACGAUACGGUCAAGAGUCUUGCUGCACAUGAGGGAUUGCCAUUGUUGAACCAAACGCUUAGCUGGCUCAUUUUGUUUAUCACGGGCAGUAUUCCUUUUGUCUACGGUGCCCGCUCAGGCCAACACUACCUUCUGCGUAUGGUCAUCAUCUACUUGUCCUUCGCUCCCAUCUUUAUCCUUCUGAGCAUCUCAUAUGAGUCCAUUUUCUACUUCUUCCUCUCAACGACACUUCUGUCAUGGCUCAUGUUGGAGAGAAAGAUUUACUCUGCACGCGAAAUGCAACCUCUUUCCGAUACACUCUACUCUGAAAAGCGGACGUUGGCCGCGUCUUCAUCUUUCCCUUCGUCCUCCACAGGUGCCAACGGAUCUAAUGCAAGUCAAGUAGUAACGAUUGACUACCCCACGCGUGGACUUGGACCCAAGGAUGCCCGUCCAGCGAUCUUCUUCCUCUUUUUUAUCAACGUCGCCUUCUUUGGCACCGGCAAUGUUGCUUCGCUGGCGUCGUUCUCGCUCCAGUCUGUGUUUCGGUUGACGACAGUCUUCAAUCCCUUCUUCAUGGGUGCGCUUCUGAUCGUUAAGAUUCUGAUACCGUUCUUUCUGGUGUCCUCAAUCUUUCGCGUGCUGGGUCGAUCGCUCGAUCUGCCGCCAUUUUCGCUCUUCCUGCUGGGACUUGCAACAACGGAUGUGAUGACGCUCAACUUCUUCUACCUUGUACGGGAUGAUGGAUCUUGGCUAGAGAUAGGAACGAGUAUCAGCCAUUUCUGUAUCUCGUCCUUGAUGGUCCUUUUUACCAUCUUGUUGUUUGCCUUGAGCGAUCUCCUUGUCGGACAGGUCUUGGUCCCUGUCGUUGGUGAGGGUCGGCGAAAGAAGAGGAGUUAGUGACAAUGCGUGCUUCUUUGGUUACAUUUACGAUAGAACAGCACCUAAUCCACAUUUGCCCAUAGAAUCUUUAAACCAUGUUUUCCAUUUCUCAAUUUGACA